Molecule: messenger RNA, 291 nt
Organism: Pochonia chlamydosporia 170
Lineage: Eukaryota; Fungi; Ascomycota; Sordariomycetes; Hypocreales; Clavicipitaceae
Product: CFEM domain-containing protein
Exons: 2
Coding region: 1-291 (96 amino acids)
Source: RefSeq, a predicted model, not a curated record
AUGCUCAACAACCACAAUCUCAUCCCGUACCGGGAGACAAUGGGAUUUAGACCACGGAUGGAGCUGGGCUCAGUUGUGCAGCUCGUAGCAUCCGCUGUAAAUACUAGCCAGAUUCCGGCUUGCGUGUCAUGUGUCACCGCGAGAUGCGACAUCAGAAAUGCGACUUGUAUAUGCCAGAACGACGGCUACAGUUCUGAGAUGGAUGCGUGCAUGUUCCGGUCAUGUCGAAUGUCGGAUGCCCUAUGUGCGUUACCACCAGCUCUGCUCAGCAGAACAAUCCGCAACGGCUGA